ACUCCAUAUAAAUACGUCUCCAUGGACGUCUAACAUCCAUAACAUUUCUUCAAACAAACCCCAAGUUAUAGAAAAAAAUAAGAAAAUAUUUAAAAUAAAGUAAUGGCCAUAAAGAGGUCAACUCAAGCAGCAUCGAUCAAGCAAAUCCUAAAGAGGUGCUCAAGUCUAGGGAAGAAGAAGAACGUCAACGGUUGCUACUAUAAUCAAGAAGAUGAUAGUUUUCCACAAGACGUGCCAAAAGGUCAUUUUCCGGUUUACGUUGGACCGGACCGAAGUCGGUACAUCGUUCCCAUCUCGUGGCUCGGACACUCUGAGUUUCAAACGUUGCUCCGACUAGCCGAGGAAGAGUUUGGCUUUGAACACAAUAUGGGUCUAAUCAUACCCUGUGAUGAAGUGUUCUUCAAGUCUCUCAUCUCCAUGUUCAGAUAAAAUUCGAUCGAAAAGUAAUCUGAUUAAUAGCUACGGGAUGUGUUUUUUGGAAUGAUCAUAAGAAGAAUCAACCCGAUUGUUUUUUUUUCUUUGUAAGACUUUGUAAUAGUUGGGAUUGGGUAUCUGGGAGGCUUUUUUUUUUCCCUCAACUCAACGUGAAAGGUUGACUAGUGAUCUUGAUAUGUGUAACUAGUUAACUUCUAUAAGCCAGUUUAUAUCUAUC
Brassica oleracea var. oleracea is the source of this 652-nucleotide messenger RNA. Its product is annotated as auxin-induced protein 15A. NCBI's taxonomy places the organism in Eukaryota, Viridiplantae, Streptophyta, Magnoliopsida, Brassicales, Brassicaceae. Gene Ontology annotation, biological process: response to auxin. Bases 103 to 429 code for a protein of 108 amino acids. The record is from RefSeq and is a predicted model, not a curated record. The transcript has a single exon.